This is a messenger RNA of Hypoxylon trugodes, 4147 nucleotides long. RefSeq lists its product as uncharacterized. Bases 308 to 4027 code for a protein of 1239 amino acids. Gene Ontology annotation, biological process: rDNA heterochromatin formation; regulation of transcription by RNA polymerase II; silent mating-type cassette heterochromatin formation. Gene Ontology annotation, molecular function: zinc ion binding. The transcript is spliced from 3 exons. NCBI's taxonomy places the organism in Eukaryota, Fungi, Ascomycota, Sordariomycetes, Xylariales, Hypoxylaceae. The record is from RefSeq and is a predicted model, not a curated record.
CGUUUCUCGAUCAAUUCUGAUCGAAGAAUCGAGUUCCUAUCCUAUUAAUUAAUCAUCUCCAAUUCACUAUUCGAUUCAUUCCUAUCUUUCUCAAGCUUGUCGGCGCCGCUUGUUAGAAGAAACUUGCGAUUAAAGACACACUUUCUCCAGCCCGUGACGAUGAAACGCCUCUGACAAGUUCGAUAUUUUAUUUCGAGUCAAAUAUCCUUCACUAUUUGGUAGUUUCACUUCCCAAUUACAGGUUCUCAAUUGAACCAAUUUGCACAUACUUGAUUUCGGCGAAACCAGAAGGCCUUUUACAGCCAACAUGGCCAGUCACAACUCUCCAUGGGGAAACAAUACCCCGGCAGCUGAUGAUUAUGGUCUACAAAUUAGACCUAUGGGCUUGAAAGUCCAAUACACAUUCGAUAAAGGCUCCCAAGAACGCUGCUUGGCGCGGUGGCCUCAUACUCUUCACGUUCAAGCGAUUCCCUUAGACGAACAGAAUUCAAUUGGAGUGGUCGACCUGAAAACAUGCCUACAGGCCGUUGCUCAAUGCAGCCCCGAACUGGUUGGUGAUAGUGAAAAGGAUUAUACAGUUUACGCCUACGAUUAUUCCGAACCCGAUACUCCUUUGGUUGGACAGGGCAUGCUUAGUUGGGGUCUCGACCAACCAUGUAACCCGUCGGAUCAAGCACAAUUGGUGACAGGGCGUAUCACGAAAAAUGUACUUGCUAUUUUUGGAAAAGGUGCUAGGGAGACUCUUGAGGUUCGACUGAAGUUAACUGCGGUUGCGAGAAUCGCCCGGAAUAAUAGCCAGGCACCGCCCCCGAGAGCCAAUGAUGAACCGACUAUGAGCCAACGAACAUCCACGCCGACUCCUUCGGAGAGUAGCGAAUGGAAUUCCUUCCGCCAAUCCAACCUCAACAUGAACCAGCCCGUAGGACCACCUACCAACAUGGUAACAGCGAUUCCUACGCCGUUUCAAUCUUUUCAGCCUAUCCAACCUCUACCACCUGCACAUUCGAACUAUCAGGCUAGGAAUGAUGUCGUUAGACCAAACAGCCAAGGUCCAGCACCCGCUUUUGGAAGCCGCCCGGGUUCGGCGGGAUCAAGUACGAGAGAACCUCAAGCAUUAAUGCCUACACCACCUACUGGCAUUCCUGAGAUGCAGCAGGGUAUGGUCACUGAGGAAUUGGCCGUGGCACCAGCUCCCCCUAAACCGGCUAAGACCCAAUCGCGGCCUGCUUCUAGAGCAUCGAGUCGCCCUCCCUCAGGAAGACCUCGAGGACGUCCCCGUAAAAAGCCUCUUCCAGCUGAAGGUAGUACAUCCGGGUAUGAAGACGGCACUGAUGCGGACGACGGACCCCCGCGAACUAAGAAGAGAGCUACGACGACUAAAGUACAGCGUAGCAAUACGGCUACCUUUGGAUCAGCAGCGGAAUCACUUCGAGUAGCUGCUAGCACCUCAGGAUCUCUUCGGAAUUUCCGCCCUAUAGCCAUAGCAGGGGAAGCAUCCGCAAGCAAUCCUAUCCAAGAAAUCCCACGAGCUCCGACGCCAGUUCCUGACCAACGUAUGCCAGGCUUCCCUCAAGCCCGGCCCAUGGCUUCAAGCGGUUUAAGACGCGAAUCGCUUUCUGGCCCAGGAAUGGAUCGUUCAUUCACAUCUUCGUAUCUUGACCCCAACCGAUCUGGGUCUUACGGCCCCGAUGCUCGAUCUCCUGCAGAAUCUGCUGGCGUUUCACCCUCUCAGAUGUAUUCUGACGAAGCUAGUCCCGCCGAUAUAGGAUCAUCGCCUCCAGUUCCCCGGUCUGCACGGUAUAGUGUACGCUCCAGCCCGGCCCCUUCGAGUCCCAUCUUACCCCCAAUGCCUUCAGCCGCAAUACAGCCUGAUUCAGGUUAUAUGAGCGGCGGAAUAGAGGACAGCCGACUUGAGGACGAUCGGAUUAGCAUAAUACCCGUAAAUCCUGCGCCUCAAGCUCCUAUUGUGGCCAAACCAAAGCCACGUAAGAGUCGCGCGAAAAAAGCGCCACCCAAGGUUCAAACUGAUCUCAUUAUUCAUACCGAGACGCCCGGACCUCCUGAACUACUACCUCAAACCUCGAUAUAUAACCCUCCUCAUCUUAGCCGAAAAAACAGUGAGCACGCUAGGACGCCGGUAGUGUCUGAGCCUCCUAGUCAGGCGCCCUUUCGUGAAGCUCCAUUAGAAAGGCUAGAGUCGGAAGUGGUUGAGGAACGACAGGCAGAAAAGGCAAUGACGCCAGAAGAAGCUACGCAAGGGGAGAGUGUGAAGUUGGAGAUGAUGUCAAUAAACGAUCUUGGGGAGGAUCCGUCUCAAGAACAUACUGAGUCGCAAAGCCUCGACGACCAAUUGUUUGCUCCACCUGCUGAAGACCUACCCAACCCUGAUGAUGCGCAACCAACCGUGGAGACAACUGAAAGCCGAAUGGAACCACCCGCACUCCCUCAGCCUAGUCAGGAUCUACCUACAGAGCCGGAACUUCCAGCGGUGCCUGCUAGUGACCCAGUUUUUGCCCAAUUGACGUUCCCGGAACCACGAUCAGAGCCAGCUCAUCCUCAGACUGAUAUGAUCGGACCUGCGGAUGGGAAAUCUAAUAAGAACUUCGUGAAAAGGCAAUCGAUCAAGCAAAAGUUAGAGGAAGCUAUCUCUCGGGGCCAGCUUCCUUCUUUCUGCCAAAACUGUGGUGCCAUACAGACACCGACCUGGCGAAAGAUAUGGAAGCAAAUUCAUGCGGGAGUACCUGAGCAAUACGAAUUCUCAGGGGAGGCUGGCCACGUUACUGCAAUCAAUAUUCUUAAGCGAGAUGAUGAAGGCAACGCGACCUCGUAUGAAAUGAUAAAGAAAUCAUUGGCGGCAAACGAGAAUAAGAACGAGUGGACUGAAAUACUACUCUGCAAUCCUUGUGGCAUUUGGUUUAGCAAAUUUAAGGGUCACAGACCGGCGGAAAAGUGGGAAAAGGACGAGCAGAGGCUAUCACAAACGCGGAAGAAGAGGGCCAAUGGCUCUGGACCUUCGCGUUCAAAGAAGGCCCGCACUAAGAGCGAUUCUCAACCGAACCUGACUUCCGAGGCAUGUCUGCCAACGGAUCCUAUCGAACCACCGAAUGGCCCCACAUCUUUACAGGACUUGAUAACGAAAGCCCCAAAUCACGAAAAGAAUUCAACUAGGGGAUGUGAGGGGGCAGACUUGGAAGUGAUCUGUCGAGGCUCGACGCAUUCUCGGGGAAGUGGUACUCCGGGAAGCCCUAUUACUCUUGAUAACGAUCUAGGAGGUACUCGUCGGCUGCUAUUCCCAUCUCCACGAAAAGAUGGAGAGCAGAGAAUCUUGGGUGAAGUUGCCGUCAAUAUCGUGCAAACUUCCUCUGGUUUCAAUGCCAAAGGCGAACGCCCACUAGACAAAGAAAACAACCCAGCAACCAAUGAAGAGUUGCCAACAGAUUAUGACAUGUCCGAUAUAUUCGGCACCCCACUUCGACCAUCUACACCACCUCCUAAGGUCCACAGCAGUGGUCCUUUUAAGACUCCCACACGUCCGACCCCGAGCCAUCGACCAAUCACUAGAAGCGUUACUAGGUCUAGACGCUCGGUGAGGUCCGUUGUCUCCCCAAGUCAUUUCCUAACAAUGGAGCAAAGCCCGAGUCGAAGCCCCGGUUCCCAUGUUAGACGUGAUUUGUCGAACGACUUAAUGCCGUCUCACCUAUUUGAUGGCCAGGUCUUCGAUUCGCCGUUAUCGAGAUCUAUCAAUGAGCUAAUAUCUGAAGCUAACAACUUCGUUAUGCCUCAUUCAUCGUCCCCUCACUUUGAGAUGGAUUACAACAAUUUACUGCCAAUUGAUGGCAACGAUAUCCAGCCUCAUGACUUCGGUAGUCUACUUAACGUGAGUCUAUUCGGGUCACAGACGCCUGGGAAAAAUCGAUAUGAAAACAAUACAAAUUUAGGUGGCGAUAUGAGUUAUCAAAACGACAACCAGCCGACUAGCGGCAUGAAUAUGCUAGACUGGGAUGUCGAGCAACAAGAUAGCCAUUGAUUCUUGCAUUUACGCAUUAUGACAGCCUUGUGUUAAUACAUACAUACGACUUUUCAGGGCAGGCGUUAGGACGAGAUUUAUUGGCAUCACAACAAUGACCCCGGUUUGGGGUCUUUUUCC